Emiliania huxleyi CCMP1516 is the source of this 1077-nucleotide messenger RNA. Its product is annotated as Spo0B-associated GTPase. Gene Ontology annotation, molecular function: GTPase activity; GTP binding; magnesium ion binding. The record is from RefSeq and is a predicted model, not a curated record. The coding region runs from base 1 to 1077 and encodes 358 amino acids. Gene Ontology annotation, cellular component: mitochondrion. NCBI's taxonomy places the organism in Eukaryota, Haptophyta, Isochrysidales, Noelaerhabdaceae. The transcript has 2 exons.
AUGUUCUUCGACCGCGCCGAGCUGUUUGUGCGGAGCGGUGCUGGCGGCGUCGGCGCCGUCUCGAUGAACGGGCAGCGGCCCGUGGGUGGCAACGGCGGCGCGGGCGGCGACGUGGUCCUCCUGUGUGACGGCUCCCUCAACACGCUCGGCCACCUGCGCGGCCGGGCGUCGGUGCGCGGCGAUCGCGGCGACGACGCCCGCGGCAAGGAGUCUGGCCGCAGCGCGAGAGAGGCGAUCGUGCGCGUGCCUCCCAACUGCCGCGUCUCCGAGCUGGAGAGCGGCGACGCCGUCGGCGAGCUGCGCGAGCCGGGGGAGCGGCUGCUGAUCGCCGCCGGCGGCCAAGGCGGCGAGGGGAACGGAGACGGCUACCGACGGACGAGGGAUUCGCGCCGCAACUACCCGCCCGGCGGGAGCACGCGCGCGCGCCUGCUGCUCUCGAUGACACUGGUGGCGGACGUGGGGCUGAUUGGACACCCGAACGCCGGCAAGUCGACGCUGCUGAGGGCGGCGACCCGCGCGAGGCCAAAGGCGGCAGACUGCCCGUCGAAAUACGCCGGUGGGUGCUGCAGAGUUGCGGACUACCCGUUCACCACGCUCGUGCCCAACCUGGGCGUGUGCGAGGGCGGCGGCGGCGCCAUGCUCUGGCUCGACAUCCCCGGCCUGCUGGAAGGGGCGCACGAGGGGCGCGGACUCGGCAGGGCCUUCCUGCGGCACGUGGAGCGCUGCCGGCUGCUGCUGCACCUGGUGGACGGCGAGUCGGCGGAGCCGGCGGCGGAGUACCUCGCCAUCAACCGCGAGCUGCAGCUCUACUCGCCCCGCCUCGCCGCCACGCCCCAAGUCGUCCUCGUCUCAAAGGCCGAGCUGCCGCACGUCGCGGAGCGAAUCAACGAGACGGUGGCCGCGAUCCGCGCCGUCGCGCCGCACGGGCGCAUCCUGCCCUUCUCCGCCCACUCUGGGCUCAACGUGCAGCAGCUGAUGCAGCGCACGCACGCGCUGCUCAGGCAGGUGCAACACCAACAGGCGCAGGAGGCGGAGGCGGAGGCGGCGCCACACGGCCACGGACCGGACCGCACUUGA